Lepisosteus oculatus (spotted gar) is the source of this 2401-nucleotide messenger RNA. It is a transcript of the gene acd, whose product is annotated as ACD shelterin complex subunit and telomerase recruitment factor. Gene Ontology annotation, cellular component: chromosome, telomeric region; telomerase holoenzyme complex; shelterin complex. The record is from RefSeq and is a predicted model, not a curated record. Gene Ontology annotation, biological process: negative regulation of telomere maintenance via telomerase; telomere capping; telomere maintenance via telomerase. Gene Ontology annotation, molecular function: telomeric repeat DNA binding. Lineage: Eukaryota; Metazoa; Chordata; Actinopteri; Semionotiformes; Lepisosteidae.
GGACAUCAGCGGGAGAUAGAAAAUACCAAUGACUCAAGUAAACAAAGACGGUUCCGGUUUAUAGUGGAAUAUAUAGUGGAAUAUGUUUACUGCUCUAGUAUGGCAUUUAUAUUAUUUAGUUAGUUUUAUUACUGUUAAAGAGACGAAUUUUGGUUCUGUUCUAAAUUUCUGUCGGAACAUGUUUUCUGGAGUGUCACGGAUUAAUAAUGCGUAAAUUGAUUAUUUUUUUCUUAACUCAGACGUUUUGCUAAACGUUUUCGAACUAUAAAAGUUGAAAACAGUUAUCUUUUAACGCCGCUUUCUGUUCAGGGAGUAUAAUUAGCUGGAGGAGUGCAAUGCCACCAUGAGCCUCAAGAAUCCAGUCACUAUCCAGCCUUGGAUUGACCUCCUCCUGCAGAAAUACGGCCAGGAAGAGGAGCCGACUUCAGUCAAAGCCCAUGUCAUUGGGUUUGGGAACGUUUCGGGGCUGCAGAAUGAACAGGUGGAAAAUCCAGCAGCAGUUGUCUUCCUCUCGGAUCACCAAGUCUUCAUCCCUGGGAUCAUCACUCGGGAAGCCUGGGAAGAACUGGAAGAGGAGGAAGACUACUGUGCCUUUUUUGAUCUCAAGGAUUAUAUCGUAAUACUGGUCAACUACAGUGUCAUGUUCCAGAUGGAGAAAGAAGAGAGCAAAUGUCAGUUUUUCAUCUUAAUCAAGAGGCUGCGAGCACUGAGGUCUGAGCCAGUCAUACAUGAUGUGCCUAAUUGUAAAACAUUGCCGAGAGUGAAACAGCAGAUAUAUAAACUGUGGAUGUCCUGUGUAGAAGAUGAAGACAGCAUGAAAAACAACAACACAGGUUACUCUUUGACUCAGCUGCUGCAUUAUUUGGAUCAGGAGAAAGUGAAGACCCUGAGGACUAUGGCGAGAAAGUGCUUGGACGGCACAUGUUCCUCCCCUGUGCCCUCCACAUCCAGAGCUGCUCUUCUGCCCCCGACUCCUUGCCCCCCAGCUGACUGGAAGAGCAUCAGGACCCAGGACAAGGGAGAGAGACCCUUCACCAUCCCAGUUUCUCAUCUCAUCAUCCCUGCCAGGCAGAGAGAGCUGCUUGCCAGGGUUCCAGAGAGACCGGCCGGCGCACCUUCAUUCCCCUCCACCUCAGGACCCGCCUCUGAGAGAUGGCCAGCCCAGGAGGUGACAGACCCAGCGGAGUGCGAGCUGGAUCUGGAGUGCACUGCAGAUCCCGAGCAGGACACCAGAACUACGCCAGAUCCCUGGAGUCGAUUCCAGCCCAUGGAGAUCAGCGACGUCUCGUCAGCGGGGGAAUCUGUAACUCCAGAUGAUCUGCCUACUCGCACAUCCACCCAGUGCCCAGCAGUGUCCCAGAUUGUCCCAGGAGAGGCAGGGCCGAGCAUCCCUGAGCCGGAGCGACAGCCCGGAGCAGAAUUGUCUGGACAGCGCAGCAGCCUGACACACAAGGAGGUGAGGAAGGAAGCGGACGUGCUUGGAUUUAGUCUGCACGACCUAAGCCGGGAAUCUCAGCACUGCAGCUUCCCCGCGUACCAGGAGCCCAAGUCCCUCAAUGCUGUGGCCACCAGUAUCUCCCCCAUCUCCCGAAGUUCCCUGACUGCUCACACAGGCACAGGAUCCCAAGAAGGCUCCCAGGCGGAGAGAGCCCGGAGCCCUCCUGCUCACUCCCGUGCCACGGACCCGACAUACGUGGCUCCCACCCUCCGCGAGCCAGCACCGGCUCCUCUGCGCAUGGAGGAGGGGGACGAGAUGGUGCUCAUGAGAAAAGCCUGCACAGGCAAGCGGAAGUAUAAGACUCCUGGCAAAGAGAUCAGCAUUGACGAGGACAGGGACGGGGGUCUCGCGUGCCACAGUUUGGAGAGCGCUUCCCCAAAGAGGAGCAAUCCAGUGAGGAGGGUGACACAACCCAAGAAGCCCCUGGUGAUGGAGACCAGACCAGAGCUGCCCACAGCUGCUGCCAGCCAAGGGUCAAGCCUGUGCUGGGAUAGAGAGGCCGUGACCAGGAGGUCAGAGGACAAGCAGGGAGCUGGACAUCACUCCAAUCCUGUAAAUACACACCGUGAUGGAAGUCCGUUUAUGUACAGCUACACACCAUCUGUCAGCAUUAUGAAAGCAGUGCGAUCCCUGAGGGUUUCUGAAAACUUCCUGAAGUGGUCAGUGCAGUAUCUUCUCAGCCCAGGUCCCGCAGUGACUGUGGACACGCGUAGAGAAUUGUCAAGCGACUGAAGGUGGUCACUGACAUUGUGGAGAGAGGUGUGGCUCCCAUUCAAGAGUUUAAUGCGAACAGGAGAGGAUGUUAGCUUUAUGUUAGCAGUGUAAGCUAUGCCCUGACUCCAGAAACUGUAGAUUUCUGACCUCUGUGAAAAUGCAAUAAAUUUUGAUUUCCUUGGAAUUUCA